CUCGGCCGUCAUGGCUGACUCGGGGUCCGGCGUGCGGCUCUCCCUGCUGCAGCUGCAGGAGUCCUUGUCGGCCUCCGACCGCUGCAGCGCGGCGGUGGCCAGUUGUCAGUUGCUGCGUGGCCUGGGGCAGGAGUGCGUGCUGAGCUCCAGCCCGGCGCUGUUGGCAUUACAGACUUCCUUAGUUUUUUCCAAAGAUUUUGGUGUGCUUGUAUUUGUUCGGAAAUCACUUAGCAUUGAUGAAUUUCGUGAUUGUAGAGAAGAAGCCUUAAAGUUUUUAUAUAUUUUCUUAGAAAAAAUUGGCCAGAAGAUCACACCUUAUUCUCUCGAUAUUAAGAAUACUUGUAUCAGUGUUUACACAAAAGAUAAAGCCGCUAAAUGUAAGAUUCCAGCCCUAGAUCUUCUUAUUAAGUUACUUCAGACUUUGAGAAGCUCUAGACUCAUGGAUGAAUUUAAAGUUGGAGAAUUAUUUAGCAAAUUCUAUGGAGAACUUGCACUGAAAACAAAAAUAUCAGAUACAGUCUUAGAAAAAAUAUAUGAGCUCCUAGGAGUACUAGGUGAAGUUCAUCCUAGUGAAAUGAUAAAUAAUUCAGAUAAACUCUUCCGGGCUUUUCUGGGUGAACUUAAGACGCAGAUGACAUCGACAGUAAGGGAGCCCAAACUGCCUGUUGUGGCCGGGUGUCUGAAGGGACUGGCUUCGCUUCUGUGUAACUUCACCAAGUCCAUGGAAGAAGAUCCCCAGACUUCAAGGGAGAUUUUUGAUUUUGCAUUAAAGGCAAUCCGUCCUCAGAUUGAUCUGAAGAGAUAUGCGGUGCCUUUGGCUGGCCUGUGCUUAUUUACGCUGCAUGCCUCCCAGUUUAGCACUUGCCUUCUGGACAACUACAUUUCCUUAUUUGAAGUCCUGUCAAAAUGGUGUAGCCAUCCAAACACGGAAUUGAAAAAAGCUGCACAUUCAGCUCUGGAAUCUUUUCUGAAACAGGUUUCUCUGAUGGUGGCCGGCGAUGCUGAGAAGCACAGGAGCAAGCUGCAGUACUUCAUGGAGCAGUUCUACGGGAUCAUCAGAGACAGCGAUGCCAGCAGCAAGGAUUUGUCUGUCGCCAUUCGUGGAUAUGGACUGUUUGCAGGGCCUUGCAAGGCUGUAAAUGCCAAAGAUGUUGACUUCAUGUACGUGGAGCUCAUUCAGCGCUGCAAGCAGCUAUUCCUGGUGGAGACGGACACUGCUGAGGACCAUGCCUACCAGAUGCCCGCUUUCCUCCAGUCUCUGGCCAGCGUCCUGCUUUACCUGGAUACACUUCCUGAGGUCUAUACUCCGGUUCUGGAACAUCUUAUUGUCGCACAGAUAGACACUUUUCCACAAUACAGUCCAAAAAUGCAGUCCGUGUGUUGCAAAGCCAUAGUGAAAGUGUUCCUGGCCUUAGCGGAAAAAGGACCAGUUCUCUGGAAUUGCAUUGGUACUGUGGUGCAUCAGGGUUUAAUCAGAAUAUGCUCUAAACCAGUGAUUCUUCAAAAGGGUGCGGAGUCUGAAUCUGAGGAUGCCCAUGCAUCAGAGGAAGUUAGGACCAGAGGGUGGAAAGUGCCCACGUGCAGAGACUACUUGGAUCUUUUUAGAAAUCUCCUGAGCUGUGACCAGACAAUGGAUUCUCUUUUAGCAGAUGAAGCAUUUCUCUUUGUGAAUUCCUCCCCUCGAAAUCUGAGUCGUAUGCUGUACGAUGAAUUUGUAAAGUCAGUUUUGAAGAUUGUGGAGAAAUUGGAUCUUACACUAGAAAGGCAGAAUGUUGCAGAGAAAGAGGGUGAAAAUGAAGCUACUGGUGUUUGGGUGAUCCCAACUUCAGAUCCAGCCGCUAACUUACAUCCUGCUAAACCUAAAGAUUUUUCAGCUUUCAUCAACCUGGUGGAAUUUUGCAGAGACAUUCUUCCUGAGACACACAUAGAGUUUUUUGAGCCAUGGCUGCACCACUUUGCAUAUGAGAUAAUUCUGCAGUCUACACGGUCACCACUAAUUAGUGGUUUCUACAAAUUGCUUUCUGUUGCCGUGAGAAAUGCCAAGAAGAUAAAAUAUUUUGAGGGAGUUGGUCCACAGAGUCAGAAACAGUCUCCUGAGGACCCAGAAAAGUAUUCCUGCUUUGCUUUGUUUGCAAAAUUUGGUAAAGAGGUGUCGGUUAAAAUGAAGCAGUACAAGGAUGAACUCCUGGCCUCCUGUUUGACCUUUGUCCUGUCCCUGCCACAUGCCAUCAUUGAAGUUGAUGUCAGAGCCUACGUCCCAGCACUGCAGAUGGCGUUCAAGCUGGGCCUGAGCCACACCCCACUGGCAGAAGUAGGCCUGAGUGCCCUGGAGGAGUGGUCCGUUUGCAUCUGCAGACAGGUGAUGCAGCCCUAUUAUAAGGACAUUCUCCCCACCCUUGAUGGAUAUCUGAAAACUUCAGCCUUAUCAGAUGAGACCAGGAGUAACUGGGAAGUGUCGGCACUUUCUCGGGCUGCCCAGAAAGGAUUUAAUAGAGAUGUGUUAAAGCAUCUGAAGAGGACCAAGAACAUUUCAUCAUUAUCGGCACAUUCGCAAAGUGAAGCACUGUCCUUGGAAGAAGUACGGGUUCGAGUUGUGCACGUGCUUGGCCGUCUUGGAGGACAAGUCAACAAAAAUCUCCUAACAGGGGUGUCCUCGCGGGAUCGUCUGCGGAAAUGCGUGGCGUGGGACCCACAGCGGAGGCUCAGCUUCGCGGUGCCCUUUCCGGACAUGAAGCCUGUGGUCCAUCUGGACGAAUUCCUGCCUAGAGUCUCAGAGCUGGCGCUCUCGGCGGGCGACCGCCGCACCAAGGUUGCAGCCUGUGAACUUCUGCAUAGCAUGGUUGUGUUCAUGCUCGGAAAGGCCAACCAGAUGCCCGACGGGGGCCAGGGCCCGCCCCCGAUGUACCAGCUGUACAGGCGCACCCUUCCAGUGCUGCUGCGUUUGGCGUGUGAUGUAGAUCAGGUGACAAGGCAGCUCUUUGAGCCGCUAGUCAUGCAGCUGAUUCACUGGUUCACCAACAAUAAGAAGUUCGAGAGUCAGGACACUGUGGCGCUCCUGGAAACGAUACUGGAUGGAAUUGUGGACCCUGUUGACAGUACUUUAAGAGAUUUUUCUGGUCGAUGUAUUCAAGAAUUCCUCAAAUGGUCCAUUAAGCAGACAACACCGCAGCAGCAGGAAAACAGUCCAGUAAAUACCAAAUCGCUUUUCAAGAGACUGUACAGCUUUGCACUUCACCCCAAUGCUUUCAAGAGGCUGGGAGCUGCCCUUGCUUUUAAUAAUAUCUACAGAGAAUUCAGGGAGGAAGAGGCGCUCGUGGAACAGUUCGUGUUCGAAGCCCUGGUUACGUACGUGGAGAGUCUGGCCUUGGCCCACGCAGAUGACAGGUCCUUGGGUACGGCCCAGCAGUGCUGCGAUGCUGUUGACCACCUCGCGCGCAUCAUUGAGAAGAAGCACGUUUCUUUAAACAAAGCAAAAAACCGACGUCGGCCCCGAGGGUUUCCACCUGCGGCAUCCUUGUGCUUAUCGGAUGUGGUCCUGUGGCUGUUCGCCCAUUGCGGGAGACCCCAGACAGAAUGUCGACACAAAUCCAUAGAACUCUUUUAUAAAUUUGUUCCGUUAUUGCCAGGCAACAAAUCCCCUUCCUUGUGGCUGAGAGACGUUAUCCAGAAAGAAGAUAUUUCCUUUCUCAUAAACACAUUUGAAGGGGGAGGAGAGACUUGCGAUAGGCCGUCUGGCAUCCUCGCUCAGCCCACCCUCUCCCACCUGCGAGGGCCGUUCAGCCUGCGUGCGGUGCUGCAGUGGAUGGACAUGCUGCUGGCGGCGCUGGAGUGCUACAACACCUUCCUGGGCGCGAGGACCCUCGAGGCGGCCCAGAUCCUAGGUGCUGACACACAGUCUUCCCUCUGGAAAGCGGUGGCUUUCUUUUUAGAAAGCAUUGCUCUGCAAGAUAUUUCAGCCGCAGAGAAGUGCUUUGGAGCCAGGGCAGCAGGUGAGAGACCCAGCCCGCAGGAGGGAGAAAGAUACAACUAUAGCAAGUGCACAGCCGUGGUCCGUGUCCUGGAGUUCUGUACCACGCUGCUUGGCAUCUCUACGGACGCCGCCUGGAAGCUCCUUGGGACCGGUUCAUGCAGCACAAACCUCAUGAGGCUCCUGGUGACCACACUGUGUGCGCCCUCGAGCGUGGGCUUCAAUGUCGGAGACGUCCGGGUGAUGGACCACCUCCCCGACGUGUGCGUGGGCCUGCUGAAGGCCCUGAAGCCAUCCCCGUACUGCGACGCGCUGGAGACGCUCCUCAGGGCGGAAGUCCCAGCCCGGAGCAUUGAGGAGCUCUGUUCCGUUGACCUGUACUGCCCUGAUGCCCAUGUGAGCAGGGCCAGGCUGGCUUCUGUCGUGUCCGCUUGUAAGCAGCUGCACAGAGCUGGCUUCCUGCACGUGACAGCGCCAUCACAGUCUACAGAGCAGCAGCACUCUCCUGGUAUAGAGCUGCUUUCCCUGGUUUAUAAAAGCAUCGCACCUGGAGUUGAAGGGCAGUGCCUGCCUUCCCUGGACCCCAGCUGCAGGCGACUGGCCAGUGGGCUUCUGGAGUUGGCCUUCGCGUAUGGAGGACUGUGUGAGCAUCUCGUGGGUCUCCUCCUGGACACGGCGGCGGUGGUGUCCAUGCCGGCUUCAGGGGCCUCCCAGAGGGGCAUCGUCACCUUCUCCCACGGACAGUAUUUUUACAGCUUGUUCUCAGAAACAAUCAACACCGAAUUGUUGAAGAACGUAGAUCUUGCUGUUUUGGAGCUCUUGAAAUCAUCUGUGGAUAAUCCCAAAAUGGUGAGUGCCGUUUUGAAUGGUCUGCUCGAUCAGAGCUUCAGGGACCGAGGCAGUCAGAAGCAGCAGGGGCUGAAACUGGCCAGUACCAUCCUGCAGCACUGGCGGAGGUGUGACGCGUGGUGGGCCGAGGGCUCUGCUCCCGACGGUAAAAUGGCAGUGCUGACCUUACUGGCAAAAAUUUUGCAGAUUGAUUCCUCUGUAACUUUUAAUGCAAAUCACAGCUCAUUCCCGGAAGUUUUUACAACAUACCUUAGCCUCCUUGCUGAUUCGGAUUUGGGUCUACAUUUAAAGGGCCAGGCCGUGGUCCUCCUCCCCUUCUUCACCGGCGUCCCGUGCGGCCGUCUCGAGGAGCUAAGGUGCGUUCUUGAGAAGCUCAUCGUCUCCAGUUUCCCUAUGAAGUCUGAAGAAUUUCCCCCGGGGACUCUGCGGUACAAUAACUAUGUGGACUGUAUGAAAAAGUUUCUGGAUGCAUUGGAAUUAUCUCAAAGUCCCAUGUUGUUGCAGUUGAUGACAGAGAUUCUUUGUCGGGAGCAGCAGCAUGUUAUGGAAGAAUUAUUUCAAUCCACUUUCAGAAAGAUCGCCAAAAAGAGUUCAUGUGCCACACAGCUAGGCCUUCUGGAAAGUGUCUACAGAAUGUUCCGGAGGGACGACCUACUUUCCAGCGUUACUCGCCAAGCAAUUAUGGACCGAGCGCUUCUCACUCUGUUGAGGCACUGUGGCCUGAGGGCUUUGAGAGACUUUUUUAGCAAAAUCGUGGUGGAUGCCAUUGAUGUGUUGAACUCCAGAUUCAUGAAGCUGAAUGAGUCUGCCUUUGACACUCAGAUCACCAAGAAGAUGGGCUAUUAUAAGAUGAUCGACGUCAUGUACUCUCGUCUCCCGAAAGAUGAUGUUCACUCUAAGAAAUCUGAGAUCAAUCAAGUGUUUCACGGCUCGAGUAUUACAGAAGGAAAUGAACUGACAAAGGCACUUAUUAAGCUGUGCCAUGACGCCUUCUCGGAGAACAUGGCAGGGGAGACACGACUGCUGGAGAGGAGGCGGCUGUACCACUGCGCUGCCUACAACUGCGCCAUCUCGGUGGUCUGCUGCGUCUUCACCGACCUCAGGUUUUACCAGGGCUUCCUGCUCAGCGAGAAGCCAGAGAAGAACUUGCUCAUUUUUGAAAACCUGAUAGACCUGAAGCGCUGCUAUACAUUUCCUGUAGAAGUGGAGGUUCCCAUGGAAAGAAAGAAGAAGUACAUCGAAAUUCGGAGAGAAGCCAGGGAAGCGGCAAGUGGGGAUUCAGGCGACCCCCAGUAUAUGUCAUCCUUGUCACAUCUGGCAGACAGUAGCCUGAGUGAGGAAAUGAGUCAGUUUGAUUUUUCAACGGGAGUUCAGAGCUACUCAUACGGGUCCCAGGACCCUAAAUCCACUGCUGGUCGUCUCCAGAAACAGGAACGCAGAGACGCCGCCGUCCCUGGCGAUGUGCUGGAGAUGGAGAUGGACGAGCUCAACCAGCACGAGUGCAUGGCCCGGAUGGUGGCCCUGCUCAGGCACAUGCAGACGGUCCAGGCCGAGCAGACAGAAGAGGGUUCAGUGCCGAGCGAUCUUCCUCCUUGGAUGAAAUUUCUUCGUGACAAACUAGGAAAUCCAUCGGUAUCAUUAAAUAUCCGUCUCUUCUUAGCCAAGCUUGUUAUUAAUGCAGAAGAAGUCUUCCGGCCUCAUGCCAAGCACUGGCUCGGCCCCCUGCUGCAGCUGGUAGUCUCUGAAAACAACGGCGGGGACGGGAUACACUACAUGGUGGUUGAGAUUGUGGCAACGGUCCUUUCAUGGACAGGAAUAGCUACUCCUGCGGGGGUCCCUAAAGAUGAAGUGUUAGCAAAUCGAUUGCUCCAUUUCCUAAUGAAACAUGUUUUUCAUCCAAAAAGAGCCGUGUUUAGACAUAACCUCGAAAUUAUAAAAACCCUCGUUGAGUGCUGGAAGGAUUGUUUAUCCAUCCCUUACAGGUUAAUAUUUGAAAAGUUUUCCAGUGAAGAUUCUAAUUCUAAAGACAACUCAAUCGGAAUUCAAUUACUAGGCAUUGUAAUGGCCAAUAACUUGCCCCCCUAUGACCCAAAAUGUGGCAUAGAAAGUAUGAAAUACUUCAAAGCUUUGGCCAGUAACAUGUCCUUUGUGAGGCAUAAGGAGGUGUAUGCGGCAGCAGCCGAAGCGCUGGGCCUCGUGCUUCGCCGUCUGGCUGAGGGAGAAAGCAUGCUGGAGGAGUCUGUAUGUGAACUGGUGGUGACAUGGCUGAAGCAACUUCAGAACAGGAUGGAGGACAAAUUUAUUGUGUGCUUGAACAGAGUCACGAAGAACUUCCCUUCCCUGGCCGACAGGUUCAUGAACACCGUCCUCUUCCUGCUGCCGAGGUUCCACGGGGUGAUGAAGACGCUCUGUCUGGAGGUGGUGCUGUGUCGUGCGGAGCAGAUCACUGACCUGUACUUGCACUUGAAGAGCAAGGAUUUUGUUCAGAUUAUGAGACACAGAGAUGACGAGAGACAGAAAGUGUGUUUGGACAUAAUUUACAAGGUGAUGGCGAAGUUAAAGCCAGUGGAGCUCCGUGAACUCCUGAGCCCCGUGGUGGAGUUCCUCUCCCACCCGUCUACCCGGUGCCGCGGGCAGAUGUAUGACAUCCUAAUGUGGGUCCACGACAAUUACCGAGACCCAGAGAGUCAAGCAGAUGGUGAUUCCCAGGAAGUGUUCAAGUUGGCGAAAGACGUGUUGAUUCAGGGAUUGACUGAUGAGAACCCCGGGCUCCAGUUAAUUAUUCGGAACUUCUGGAGCCAUGAAACUAGGUUGCCUUCAAGGACCUUGGACCGCUUGCUGGCACUAAAUUCCUUAUAUUCUCCCAAGAUAGAAAUGCACUUCUUAAGCUUAGCAACAGAUUUUCUGCUCGAAAUGACCAGCAUGAGCCCUGAUUUCCGGAACCCCAUGUUUGAGCACCCUCUGUCAGAGUGUGAGUUCCAGGAGUGUGCCAUCCGCCCUGACUGGCGUUGCCGCAGCACCGUCCUCACGCCACUGUUCGUGCAUACGCAGGCCUCCCAGAGUGCAGUGCAGACCCGGACCCAGGCCGGGCCCCCCUCGGCUUGGGGGGUGAUGGCCGGGCAGGUCCGGGCCACCCAGCAGCAGCAUGACUUCACCCCUACGCAGAGCACAGGGGGAAGAGGCUCCUACCACUGGCUGACUGGGGGCAGCAUUGAUCUGCUGGGGGAUGACAUGGCCUCUGCCGAAGAUUCCUCGUCCUCGUCCUUGCUCUUUGCCCACAGGAGGCCUGAGAGGUCUCAGAGAGCCACCCUGAUGUCGGUGGGACCUGACUUUGGGAAGAAGAGGCUGGGUCUUCCGGGGGAUGAGGUGGACAGUGGCACGAAAGGUUCAGAUAAUCGGGCAGAAAUACUGAGGUUACGCAGACGAUUUCUAAAGGACCGAGAAAAGCUGAGUUUGAUUUAUGCCAGGAAAGGUGUUAAUGAGCAAAAAAGAGAGAAGGAGAUCCAGAGUGAGCUGAGGCUGAAGCAUGAGGCCCAAGUGGUCCUGUACAGGAGUUACCGCCACGGAGAUCUUCCCGACGUCCAGAUUCCCCACAGCAGCCUGAUCGUCCCCUUGCAGGCUGUGGCCCAGAGAGACCCGAUAGUCGCCAAGCAGCUCUUUGUCAGCCUGUUUUCCGGGAUCCUGAAGGAGACGGACAAGUCCAAGGCCGCAGCUGAGAGACUCAGCAUCGCUCAGCAGCUGCUCCAGGACCUCACACGCUUCCUCGGCACCACCUUCUCCUUCUUUCCACCCUUUGUCUCCUGCAUCCAGGAGGUCAGCUGCCGACACACCGACCUGCUGAGCCUUGACCCGGCCUGCGUCAGUGUGGGUGGCUUGGCCAGCCUGCAGCAGCCCGGGGCCAUCCGCCUCCUAGAGGAGGCCCUGCUGCACCUGGCGCCCCAGGAGCCUCCUGCCAAGAGGGCUCGGAGGAGACCCAGCCUCCCUCCAGAUACUGUCCGAUGGAUGGAACUCGCCAAACUGUAUAGGUCGAUUGGAGAAUAUGACAUCCUCCGAGGUAUUUUUAGCAGCGAGAUAGGAACAAAGAAGAUCACUCAGGACGCAUUAUUAGCAGAAGCAAGAAGUGAUUAUUCUGAGGCUGCGAGGCUGUAUAAUGAGGCUCUCAAUAAACAAGAAUGGGCAGACGGGGAGCCUUCAGAAGCCGAGAAGGACUUUUGGGAGCUGGCGUCCUUGGACUGUUACAACCAGCUUGCCGAGUGGGGCUCGCUGGCCUACUGUUCCACGGCCACGGUGGACGGCGCCAGCCCCCCAGACCUGACCAAGGUGUGGAGCGACCCUUUCUAUCAGGAGGCAUGCCUGCCUUCCAUCAUGCGCAGCAAGCUGAAGCUGCUGCUCCAGGGUGCGGGCGACCAGACCCUGCUGAGCUUCGUGGACCAGGCCGUGACCUCAGAGCUGCACAAGGCCCUGCUGGAGCUGCACUAUAGCCAGGAGCUGAGCCUGCUGUACCUCCUGCAGGAUGAUGUCGACAGGGCCCAGUACUACACUGAGAAUUGCAUUCAGGCGUUUAUGCAGAAUUAUUCCAGCAUUGAUGCCCUCUUGCACAGAAGUAGACUCACCAAAUUGCAGUCUGUACAGACUUUCAUAGAACUUCAGGAGUUUAUCAACUUUAUUAGCAAACAAGGUAAUUUAUCAUCCCAAGUUCCCCUUAAGAGACUCCUAAAAACCUGGACAAAUAGAUACCCAGAUGCAAAAACAGACCCGAUGACCAUCUGGGAUGACGUCAUCACGAACCGUUGUUUCUUCCUCAGCAAGAUAGAGGAGAAGCUUGCUCUGCUUCCAGAUGAUGCAGAUGUGGGUGUGGACGGAGGUGGGGGCCCUGGGCACCAGGUGGAGAAGGAGGCUCAGUCUCUGAUCUCAAGCUGCAAGUUCUCCAUGAAGUUGGAAAUGAUAGCAGGUGCGAGAAAGCAGAGCAACUUCUCACUCGCCAUGAAACUGCUGAAGGAGCUGCACAGAGAGGCCAGGACGAGGGACGACUGGCUGGCGCAGUGGGUGCAGAGCUACUGCCAGCUCAGCCACAGCCGCGCCCGGGCCCAGCGCCCAUCCGAGCAGCUCUGCACGGUGUUGAGGACCGUCUCCCUGCUGGCAGGUGAGAGCACUCUGAGUGACUCGAGUGGGAACCUUCCGUCCUCCUGGGACCAGAACGUUCUCCUGGGCACAACGUACCGGAUCAUGGCUGACGCGCUCAGCAGCGAGCCCGCCUGCCUUGCAGAAAUCGAGGCGAGCAAGGCCAGAAGGGUCGUGGAGCUUUCUGGAUCCAGCUCGGAGGGCGCAGAGGAGGUGGCUGCAGGUCUGUACCAGAGAGCCUUCCACCACCUCUCGGAGGCCGUGCGGACAGUGGAGGAGGAGGCCGGGCCUUCCACGCAGGGCUGGGGGCCCGUGGCAGCGAUGAUAGACGCCUACCUGACGCUGGCCGAGUUCUGUGACCAGCAGCUCCGCACGCAGGAGGAGGGCCCGGCCGUCUUCCGGUCUGCAGACGUGCAGGCAUAUCCAGCCCGCGUGGUGGACAGUACGCUGAAAGCUCUGAAGUUAGACUCCAGCGAAGCCCGGCUGAAGUUCCCCAGGCUCCUGCAGAUAGUGGAGCAGCAUCCGGAGGAGACCCUGAGCCUGAUGACAAGAGAGAUUUCGUCCAUUCCUUGCUGGCAGUUCAUCGGCUGGAUCAGCCAUAUGGUGGCCUUGCUGGACAAGGACGAAGCCAUCGCUGUCCAGCGCACUGUGGAGGACAUUGCUGACCACUACCCACAGGCCAUCAUCUACCCAUUCAUAAUAAGCAGCGAAAGCUAUUCCUUCAAAGGCACUUCCGCUGGUCAUAAGAACAAGGAAUUUGUGGCAAGGAUUAAGGCUAAGUUGGACCGAGGAGGAGUGGUUCAGGACUUCAUUAACGCCCUGGAGCAGCUGUCCAACCCCGAGACGCUCUUUCAGGACUGGAUGGAGGACAUGAAGGUUGAACUGGAGAAAACCCCUGUCAAUAAAAAGAAGAUUGAGAAGAUGUAUGAAAGAAUGUACGCAGCCUUGGGAGACCCACAGGUCCCAGGCCUGGGGAGCUUUCGAAGGCGGUUUAUUCAGGCUUUUGGAAAAGAAUUUGAUAAGCACUUUGGACGAGGAGGUAACAAGCUGCACGGCAUGAGGCUCCAAGACUUCAGUGUCAUCACCAGCUCACUGCUUGAGAGGAUGGGCAGGGCCUCAAAGGCGCCGGGGAACCUGAAGGAGUUCUCGCCCUGGCUGAGUGACUUCCGGGCAGAGGCCCUGCGGGACGAGCUGGAGGUUCCUGGUCAGUACGAUGGCGGAGGGAAGCCGCUGCCCGAGUACCACGCGCGCAUCGCCGGGUUUGACGAGCGGGUGAAAGUAAUGGCUUCUCUCCGGAAACCGAAGCGCAUCGUGGUCCAUGGUCACGAUGAGCGGGACUACCCCUUCCUGGUGAAGGGCGGUGAGGACCUGCGGCAGGACCAGCGCGUUCAGCAGCUGCUCCAGGUCAUGAACUGCGUGCUGGCCCGCGACGCCGCCUGCAGCCAGAGGGGCCUGCAGCUGGAGACAUACCGUGUGGUGCCCAUGACCUCCAGACUGGGGCUGAUCGAGUGGAUUGAAAAUACUUGCACCUUGAAGGAGUUUCUUAUGAGCAACAUGUCCCAGGAGGAGAAGGCGGCUUACACCAGUGGCCCCGCAGCACCAGCCCAUGAUUAUAGAAACUGGCUGAUGAGGAUGUCUGGGCGGCGGGACCCUGGUGCCUACAUGCUCAUGUUUAAGGGAGCAAGUCGCACUGAGACAGUCACAUCUUUUAGAAAAAGAGAGAGUCAGGUGCCAGCCGACCUCUUAAAGCGGGCCUUCCUGAGGAUGAGUACCGGCCCCGAGGCCUUCCUGGCUCUCCGCUCUCACUUCGCCAGCUCCCACGCGCUCCUGUGCGUUGGCCACUGGAUUCUGGGCAUCGGAGACAGGCAUCUGAACAACUUCAUGGUGAGCUUGGAGACGGGCGGUGUGAUUGGAAUUGACUUUGGACACGCAUUUGGAUCAGCCACCCAGUUUCUGCCGGUGCCCGAGUUGAUGCCUUUUCGCCUGACUCGCCAGUUCAUCAACCUCAUGUUACCACUAAAAGAAACGGGGCUCGUGUGCAGUGUCAUGGUGUGUGCGCUGAGGGCCCUGCGCGCACGCCCAGACCUGCUCAUCACCACCAUGGACGUGUUUGUGAAGGAGCCGUCCUUCGACUGGAGGAAUUUUGAACAGAAAAUGCUGAAAAAAGGAGGCUCGUGGCUUCAAAAAGUAAAUGUGACUGAAAAAAACUGGUACCCCCGGCAGAAGGUACAUUACGCGAAGAGAAAGUUAGCAGGUGCCAAUCCAGCUGUUAUUACUUGUGAUGAGUUAUUUCUGGGCCAUGAGAAGGCGCCUGCUUUCAGAGAUUAUGUCGCCGUAGCUCGAGGAAGCAGUGAUCACAACGUUCGGGCCCAGGAGCCAGAGAGUGGACUUUCAGAAGAGGUGCAGGUCAAGUGCCUCAUUGACCAGGCAACAGACCCCAACAUCCUUGGCAGAACUUGGGAAGGGUGGGAACCCUGGAUGUGAGGUCCAGAUGAGUCAGCAGAUCGGGCACAGCGAGUAUUUGAAGUGUGCCCUGAACUUUGAUCUGAGCGAUCCAUGAGCUGCACUUCCUGAAGAGGAGUCUGUUUAGUGACACACUCCUGUAUGACAAGUUUAAUCAAGGUCAUGACAGAGAA
Phacochoerus africanus (Common warthog) is the source of this 12573-nucleotide messenger RNA. It is a transcript of the gene PRKDC, whose product is annotated as protein kinase, DNA-activated, catalytic subunit. The record is from RefSeq and is a predicted model, not a curated record. NCBI's taxonomy places the organism in Eukaryota, Metazoa, Chordata, Mammalia, Artiodactyla, Suidae. The transcript has 86 exons. Gene Ontology annotation, cellular component: nucleus. Gene Ontology annotation, molecular function: protein binding; DNA-dependent protein kinase activity. Bases 11 to 12421 code for a protein of 4136 amino acids. Gene Ontology annotation, biological process: immunoglobulin V(D)J recombination; intrinsic apoptotic signaling pathway in response to DNA damage; double-strand break repair via nonhomologous end joining.